Molecule: messenger RNA, 1124 nt
Organism: Choloepus didactylus (southern two-toed sloth)
Lineage: Eukaryota; Metazoa; Chordata; Mammalia; Pilosa; Megalonychidae
Product: endoribonuclease LACTB2-like
Exons: 1
Coding region: 15-881 (288 amino acids)
Cellular component (GO): mitochondrial matrix
Molecular function (GO): RNA endonuclease activity; single-stranded RNA binding
Source: RefSeq, a predicted model, not a curated record
CUGCGAAGACAGAGAUGGCUGCCACGCUGCAGCGCAUCGAGCGGCUGUCAGGUCGCGUGGUGCGCGUGCUGGGCUGUAACCCGGGUCCCAUGACCCUGCAAGGCACCAACACCUACCUGGUGGGGACCGGCCCCAGGAGAAUCCUUAUUGACACUGGAGAGCCAGCAAUUCCAGAAUAUAUCAGCUGUUUAAAGCAAGCCCUAACCGAAUUUAACACAGCAAUCCAGGAAAUCAUAGUGACUCAUUGGCACAGGGAUCACACCGGAGGCAUAGGAGAUAUUUGUAAAAGCAUCGGUAAUGGCACUACAUAUUGCAUUAAAAAAUUUCCACGUAAUCCUCACCAAGAAGAAACUAUAGGAGAUGGAGAGCAACAGUAUGUUUAUCUGAAAGAUGGAGAUGUGCUUGAGACUGAGGGAGCCACUCUAAGAGUUACAUACACACCUGGCCACACCGAUGAUCAUAUGGCUCUUCUUUUAGCAGAGGAAAAUGCUCUCUUUUCUGGGGAUUGCAUCCUAGGGGAAGGAACAACUGUAUUUGAAGACCUCUAUGAUUAUAUGAACUCCUUAAAGCAGUUAUUGAAAAUUAAAGCUGAUAUUAUAUAUCCAGGACAUGGCCCAGUAAUCCAUAAUGCUGAAGCUAAAAUUCUACAAUACAUUUCUCACAGAAAUAUCCGAGAACAGCAAAUUCUUGAAUUAUUUCAUGGGAACUUUGAAAAAUCAUUUACAGUAAUGGAGGUUGUAAAAAUUAUUUACAAGGAUACUCCUGAGCAUUUACAUAAAGUGGCUAAACAUAAUCUCUUGCUUCACUUGAUAAAAUUAGAAAAAGAAGGAAAAAUAUUUAGCACCAUGGAUUCUGAGAAAAAAUGGAAAGCUAAUCUUUAAUUCCAGAUUCAUGAAAGCUUUGUUUUGGUUAUUUUUUAAGAGAAUGGCAUGUUUUCGUAACUAUGGACUAUGUAUAGGAAAUACAGAGUAUAACAUUGAAAAUAACCUUAGAUAUACUUUAAAAUAUACUUACGCUAACAUAUGUAAAUUACAUUGUACAUCUAUAAUACAGAUUGUUUAUCUAAUAACAUUAUCAUAACAUUUUACCCAAAAUUCAGAAUUCAAAGUUUAUUAAUUUCUAUU